This is a messenger RNA of Aspergillus terreus NIH2624, 1020 nucleotides long. RefSeq names its product putative RTA1 domain protein. Gene Ontology annotation, cellular component: membrane. The coding region runs from base 1 to 1020 and encodes 339 amino acids. The transcript has 3 exons. NCBI's taxonomy places the organism in Eukaryota, Fungi, Ascomycota, Eurotiomycetes, Eurotiales, Aspergillaceae. The record is from RefSeq and is a predicted model, not a curated record.
AUGGCCGGACAAAUCAGUAGGCAGUCUAUACUCUUUCUCUACACCUAUAUGCCUAAUAGUGAUACUAACAACCUCCCCAAACCAGUCCCAGGAAACCUCUACAUCUACAUCCCCAACAAAGGCGCCCCCAUCUUCUUCACCAUCGCCUUUGCCAUCUCAGCAGCUGGUCACAUCUGGCAAUGCUUAAUGAACGGACUACAUCCACUCUGCGGAGUCCUCCUUACAGCCGGCUACGCUAUGCGCGCCUACAACGCACACGGACACUACAUGUACAACACCCCGAACCUCCUCGUCUACAUCCUCAGCCAAGUCUUCAUCUACAUCUGCCCCCCCCUCCUCGAACUGGCAAACUACCACAUCCUCGCCCGCAUCCUCCACUACAUCCCGCAUCUCGCCCCUCUCCGCGCCAGCAGCAUCCUCCCCCUCUUCGGCGGCCUAAUGGCCCUCGUCGAGGCGCUCAACGCCCUCGGCGUCUCCUUCGCCGCUAACCCAACCGGCGCCCGGCAGGACCUGGGCAGAGCGCUGGUCCUGGCCGCGCUCGCGCUGCAGCUGUGCGUGGUCGUCGUGUUUGUGUCGGUAGCGGGUGUUUUCCACUGGCGGUGCGCGGAUGCCGCGAUCUCCCGGCGGUCCGUCCCGACGCUUCUUGCGACGUUGUAUAUAAGCAUGGCGCUGAUUUUGGUGCGCUGUGUGUAUCGGCUUGUGGAACAUGUGGGUGGCACAGCGGUGGAUAUUGAUGACCCCGAGAGUUUGAGGGGGCUGAGUCCGCUGUUGACGGAGGAGUGGUUCUUUUAUGUUUUUGAGGGCGGCAUCAUGCUGUGCAAUUCUGGGCUGUGGAAUGUGGUGAAUCCGGGGCGGUUGCUGCCGAGACAGAGGGGCCUGAGGUUGGAUGUGGAUGGGGUUACUGAGAUUGAGGACGAAGAUAUUGGAAGUGAUACGCCGAUGGUGGUUCGGGGGGUGUAUGCGGUCGUGGAUGUUCUGAGCUUUGGGUUGUUUCGGUUUGUUCGUCGGGGAAAGAGAUGA